UUGGUGGGCGGUGAGCAGAGUAGUAGGGGCCGGGCUGCUGGGAGGUGGGCGGGGUUCCGUGCCUGCCCUGCUUGCUAGCGCAGUGGCUGCUGGCUCUGUCCGCCCCAGCCCGUCCACAGAGGGGCGCGGGCGCCGUGCUGGCGCUGGACUUAGGAGCUCCGGAGCCCGAAGCGCACGCCUAGCCGCGUGGGCGGCGAUGAGCGCCGAGGGAUCGCAGUCCCUGGCCGCCCCCCGCGGGCGUCCUAGUCACCUACUGGUGCCCGCGCGGACCAAAACAGCUCUGGCCUUGUUGUAUGACGAGGGGUUGGAAAAUGCCUAUGACGUCCGCCUGAAGCUGACAAAAGAGGUGCUGACUAUUCAAAAGCAAGAUGUCGUCUGCAUCGGGGGAGCUCCUCCUGGUGCUAAUAACUGUUACACUUCGCAGACAACCUGUGGGUGGCCUGGGCCUAAGUAUCAAGGGAGGAGCAGAGCAUGGGGUCCCCGUCGUCAUAUCUAAAAUAUUCAAAGACCAAGCAGCUGACCAGACAGAGAUGUUGUUCAUAGGAGAUGCUGUACUACAGGUUAAUGGCAUUAAUGUAGAAAACGCAACCCAUGAAGAAGUGGUGCAUCUUCUGAGAAACGCUGGCGAUGACGUCACCAUCACUGUUGAGUAUCUCAGGGAAGCACCCUCAUUUCUGAAGCUGCCAUUAGGGUCCCCAGGGCCAUCCAGUGACCAUAGCAGCAGGGCCUCAUCGCCUCUCUUUGACAGUGGCCUGCACCUGAAUGGACACUGCAGCCACACAGCUCCAUCAUCACCUUCCUCACCCAUAGCUAAUGAACCAAAGUAUGAGAAGCGUUGGCUAGACACCUUGUCAGUCCCUCUGUCUAUGGCUCGGAUCUCCAGAUACAAAGCUGGAACAGAAAAGCUCAGGUCCAGUGCAUUGGAGGUGCUGGCCCUGGAUGGAGCCAGCACAGGAGUCCUUCAAUUCUCCACUGCCCAGGACUGUGCUGACUGGUUGCGUUCAAUCUCAACCAACAUCAGUGACCUGACGCUUCAACAUAUGAAAAUGGCAAAUAAAUGCUGUUCUCCCUGUGACCAGGUGGUGCACAUGGGAUGGGUAAAUGAGAGGCUCCAAGGAGCUGACAACUCUCAGAACUUCAGACCCAAGUUCUUGGCCCUGAGGGGUUCAUCAUUCUACAUUUUUGGCGCUCCUCCGGUAAGCACACUGGACUGGGGACGAGCAGAACGUGCCUAUAACCUCUGUGAGGUGCUGUUUAAAGUUCACAAGUUCUGGCUUUCAGAUAACUAUUGGCUGCAGGCAAACCUGUAUCUUGGUCUCCAAGAUUUUGACUGUGAAGACCCCAGGUCAUACUGCUUCAGCGUCCUGGCCAACCAUGGGAAGAGCCACAUCUUCAGUGUAGAGCUGGGCAGUGAGCUGGCCGUGUGGGAGAAGGCAUUCCAAAGAGCAACUUUCAUGGAAGUUCAGAGAACCGGGUCCAAAACAUAUCUGUGCAGCUGGCAAGGGGAGACGCUGUGCUUCACGGUGGAUUUUGCUCUGGGAUUCACCUGCUUUGACGGUAAGACAAAGAACGUACUCUGGAGAUUCAAGUUCUCUCAGCUUAAGGGAUCCUCAGAUGAUGGGAAGACUCGAGUAAAGCUGCUGUUUCAGAAUCUGGACACCAAGCAGAUUGAAACGAAGGUUGUUACAUUGCUCAUGAAGAGGAACCAAGGACAGCUGAAUGACCUCGGCUGCAGGAAGAGUAGAGACAGGGACACAAUACCCCUCAGGAGCAGUGCUUGGUUCCAAUGUUCCUCAGAGUCAUUUUAUGAAAUAACAGAUUCUACAAGCAGAGCCAGCUGGGCCCAGUUUCCAUCUAUGUUUUUGAAUGUGAGUGUACGCUCGUUAUUCACUGCCCCUGGAGAUGAGUGAAGGCUGAAGAUGUGGGUUCAAAGACAGAGCUCACGUUAGUGAUAGAAUGAAAGGUGAAUUGGAGCACGGUGUUUUUAAAGGGGGGAAACAGAAGCACAAGGAUGGGUAUGCCCCCCUAAAAGGAGAGAUGAAAGCAAUCCUCCGUCCUCGCUGGGACAGGAAGAAAAGCCAGGAGGUUGCACUGGGUAGCCCUGCAGAGGUUGAUGAUUCUCCAAGUGGCAAAGCCCAGAGUGGUAUGAGCCAGUGCCAGCUUUGUGCAUUUGUAAAUUAUUUGUUCACCAGAGUAACCUGAAGGUAUCUUUCCAAGGCAUCACUAUCAAUAUUUCACCCCUCGACAUUAAAUUAAAAAUGAGGGAAAUUCUAUACUGUCCUUCAAGAUAUUGACCUCGGUUGAAUAAAAUGUGUAGGGUUAUUUAUCUUCGUCAGAACAUGGAAAUUUCCGAAUGAAAUAUUUACUAGCACAGGAAAAAAAAAAAGCGAAACCACACAGACUUUCUUCAUUCCCAGCUUCUUUUGCUCUCGGUAUGUGUGUGAGAUACCCUGGAGCCAGUGCAAAUUACAAAAACUGUAUUAGUUAAAACAGCUUUGCCAAAGGUUCUCGUUCAUCUUAGAAUAUGCGGAAACACCCAACGUGACAGAAUCAAGGUUACUUGGAGAAGUCAUGUUUGUCUUAAAAAAAAAAAA
Messenger RNA from Mus musculus (house mouse), 2594 nucleotides. It is a transcript of the gene Sntg2, whose product is annotated as syntrophin, gamma 2. The transcript is spliced from 18 exons. The record is from RefSeq and is a predicted model, not a curated record. Lineage: Eukaryota; Metazoa; Chordata; Mammalia; Rodentia; Muridae. Gene Ontology annotation, cellular component: plasma membrane; syntrophin complex; sarcolemma. Gene Ontology annotation, molecular function: PDZ domain binding; neuroligin family protein binding; structural molecule activity. Bases 369 to 1910 code for a protein of 513 amino acids.